This is a messenger RNA of Herpailurus yagouaroundi (jaguarundi), 5650 nucleotides long. RefSeq names its product polypeptide N-acetylgalactosaminyltransferase 9 (gene GALNT9). The record is from RefSeq and is a predicted model, not a curated record. Gene Ontology annotation, cellular component: Golgi apparatus. Lineage: Eukaryota; Metazoa; Chordata; Mammalia; Carnivora; Felidae. Gene Ontology annotation, biological process: protein O-linked glycosylation. The transcript has 11 exons. The coding region runs from base 117 to 1961 and encodes 614 amino acids. Gene Ontology annotation, molecular function: polypeptide N-acetylgalactosaminyltransferase activity.
GUCAGCCGGGCUGGCUCAUGGUCCCCGAAGCGGCGGGCCGGGCGGAGGCUCCUGCGGCCGCUGGGCCCACGGGGAUGCCCCGCGGGUGAGGCAGCCCCCAGCUUCCAGCCGCGCUCAUGGCGGUGGCCAGGAAGAUCAAAACUUUGCUGACGGUCAACAUCCUGGUGUUCGUGGGCAUCAUCGUCUUCUCCGUGUACUGCCGCCUGCAGGACCGCUCCGAGGGGCUGGUGCAGACCGUGCGCAGCGCCGAGGGGCUGGUGCAGACCGUGCGCAGCGCCGACCGCCGGGUGCGCAGCCGGCACGCCAAGGCAGGCGCGCUCGCCGACCGCGAAGCCAUCCUGGAGCGUCUGGACCACCUGGAGGAGGUGGUCUACAACCAGCUGAAUGGCCUCGCCAAGCCCAUCGGCCUGGUGGAGGGGCCUGGGGGCCUGGGCCAGGGCGGCAUGGCGGCCACCCUGCGUGAGGACAGCCAGGAGACAGAAAGCAAAUUCGAGGAAUACGGGUACAACGCGCAGCUCAGCGACCGCAUCUCCCUGGACAGGACCAUCCCGGACUACAGGCCCAAAAAGUGCAGACAGGUGACCCACACAGCCGACCUGCCCCAGAUCUCUGUGGUCUUCAUCUUCGUCAACGAGGCCCUCUCCGUCAUCCUGCGCUCCGUGCACAGCGUGGUCAACCGCACGCCCUCGCGGCUCCUCAAGGAGGUCAUCCUGGUGGACGACAACAGUGACAGCGUGGAGCUCAAGACCAGUCUGGACCAGUAUGUCAACAGGAGGUACCCGGGCCUGGUGAAGAUCGUUCGCAACAGCCGGCGGGAAGGCUUGAUCCGGGCACGGCUGCAGGGCUGGAAGGCGGCCACGGCCCCCGUGGUCGGCUUCUUCGACGCCCACGUGGAGUUCGGCACGGGCUGGGCCGAGCCCGCGCUCACGCGGAUCCAGGAGGACCGCCGGCGCAUCGUCCUGCCCGCCAUCGACAACAUCAAGUACGACACGUUCGAGGUACAGCAGUAUGCCAGCGCGGCCCACGGCUACACCUGGGGCCUCUGGUGCAUGUACAUCAUCCCCCCCCAGGACUGGCUGGACCGCGGCGACGAGGCGGCGCCCAUCAGGACCCCCGCCAUGAUUGGCUGCUCGUUCGUGGUGGACCGGGAGUACUUUGGGGACAUCGGCCUGCUGGACCCGGGCAUGGAGGUGUAUGGUGGAGAGAACAUCGAGCUGGGCAUGAGGGUGUGGCAGUGUGGCGGCAGCAUGGAGGUGCUCCCCUGCUCCCGCGUGGCCCACAUCGAGCGCAGCAAGAAGCCCUACAACAACGACAUCGACUACUACGCCAAGCGCAACGCCCUGCGGGCAGCGGAGGUGUGGAUGGACAGCUUCAAGUCCCACGUGUACAUGGCCUGGAACAUCCCCAUGACCAACCCAGGGGUGGACUUCGGGGACGUGUCUGAGCGGCUGGCGCUUCGCCAGAGGCUGAAAUGCCGCAGCUUCAAGUGGUACCUAGAGAACGUGUACCCGGAGAUGCGGACCUACAACGACACCCUCACGUACGGAGAGGUGAGAAACAGCAAAGCCAGUGGCUACUGCCUGGACCAGGGAGCGGAAGACGACGACCACGCGAUCCUCUACCCCUGCCACGGGAUGUCCUCUCAGCUGGUGCGCUACAGCGCUGAGGGGUUGCUGCAGCUGGGCCCCCUGGGCUCCACCGCCUUCCUGCCCGACUCCAAGUGCCUGGUGGACGACGGCAGGAGCCGCGUGCCCGCCCUGAAAACGUGUGAGGACGUGGCCCGGCCAGCGCAGCGGCUGUGGGACUUCACCCAGAGCGGCCCUAUCGUGAGUCGAGACACAGGCAGGUGCCUAGAGGUGGAAAUGUCCAAGGACGCCAACUUCGGGCUGCGGCUGGUGGUACAGAGAUGCUCGGGGCAGAAGUGGACCAUCAGGAGCUGGCUCAAGCGCGGGCGACACUGACCGCCAGCCCCGCCCUGUGCCCUCCCGGAUGCAGACCCCGAGGACCCGGGGAGGGCGUCGGGCCGCCUGCUGGACCGCGUCCCUGGGACCGCGGGGGCCCCCUGGGGCCCCCUGUGCACUCCGGAGGCAGGUGCCAGGGACCGGCCGGCCCAGCAGGAGCACAGACCCCGAAGCCAAGCCCACCUCGGAAUCACGUGCCUUUUCUACGGUAUUCCUAUCCAGGCCGCCGGGCCGGCCACCUCUUCUGCAUGAAGCCCCCUGUAUGUUCCCCCACUCGCGGAAAUAACCCCCGUGAGCUCCGUGGGUGGCCCAAGCUCCCGUCCCGGCCGGGCAGGACCGUGGCCUCCUCCCGUCUUCUGACCAUCUAAGGAAAAGCCCAGAAGAGCAAAGCAGAGCCCUCUCCGACGUUGGGGACGGGGGGGGGGGGGGGGGGACGCGGCUGCGGCCGUCCCGGCGACGCCCCAGGCAGUGCUGACGAGGAGGCCGGUUGCCGCCCCGAUCCAGCGCCAAGCGGGUCAAACAGGACAGAGCUGGUCUUGUCCUCCGGAGCCCUAGCGGCUGGGUCGUCCGGGGUCGGGGCCCCUGUUCCAGCGUCUCGCCCGGGGCCAGGCGCUUCCCCCCGCCUUGUUGCUCCAAGGGGGGGGUCCGUGAACCGCGACCCACAGCCCUGUGCCUGUUUUUAUAAAUAAAGUUUUAUUGGCACACAGCCGCACCCACCUGCCUCUGUAUGGUCCGGCGCGACCCUCUCGCCCGGGGCCAGAGUUGAGCAGGAGCACGUGCCCCACAGGGCCGUCCCGGGGGCUCCGAGAUGCCGUCUCUGGGCGGGCUGAGCUUAAUGAUUGCGGUGAACAUCACAGGGCCCCGCCCGUCCCUGUCCCCCAGCAGAGCCACCGCCCGCUACGCCCAGCAGCAGGUGCGCCCAACACUAGCUGCUCCUCAGUACUACCAGUACCCCACACUAGCGCCCUCAUUCUGGGCGGAAGGCCUCAGUCGUCCAGCGGUGGGGACAGCUACCAGACCGACGCCCGCACAGCCCUCGCACUGCGGUCUCCCGGCGCCUAGGGGUCUCCCCCGGGGCAGAAAUUGUGGCUGUGUUGGAGACUUCCAAACCGCCCCCCCCAUUCUUGUAGAGCAGCCCGGAGCAGGGUUCCUGGACACCCGGGCUGCUUCACACAGGACUUAGCUGGUCCCGCCGAGCUGGGACCAGGCAGUCAGCCUUCCGGGGGGUGGGGAGCCCGGCUGCCCCUCCGGGGAAGGCGUCACAGCCGCUCCCCGCAGUGUCUUUCUGAAGCAGAAAGUUGUUCUCAGAGUGCCAGGGGGGCUCGGAGCCGUGAGACCACACUCGUUCUCCACCUCUCAGGCUCUGAGUCUCUGGGGAAGGUGGGGGCUCUGACCUGCCCCCUGGGCACCCCCCACCCCAGCCCCAUCCUCCUCUGCUCCUUUCUUGGGUCCCGUCCCCUGCUUCCUGCCACUGUGGGAAGCCCUGGCCGGCCCCAACCUCCCCACUCUCCCCAGAGAACUCUACCAGCUCCCACCCAACUCCCCAAAAAGCCCCUCUAUUUCAGAUCUUGCCCAAAUUUUAAGACCAUAAUGGAGGCAAAAAGCCAGCAGUGAGCGAGACCUCAAGAGUCAGCCUCUAGCCAAAGCCCUGGGCACACAUCCAGAAGUUUCCCAACUGAAGGUGAAAUGGUAGCAGCCCUUGGCGGGCAGACUGAGCUAACUGCCCGUGGUUCAAAAUAGAAAGUAUCUCGGCUGAAACCUAGAAAACUCGCUGUUGCAUACCGUGCAUUAUCGAAACCGCCAAUGUGAGGGUUUGUAGCCCACGGGAUGCGGAAGGUGUCUCGACAAGCACCCCCCACGCCCCGUCCUUGCGGGAGGCGGCGAGUUUUGAUAGCGUGCUGUCGGGUCCUGGCUGGCCCCCGGGUCCUGCCUCGGCACGAGGACGAGGGUCGGCAGGGCCGAGCUGGGCCCACAGGCAGCAGGACCACGGCGGGGCGAGGCCCUUGGCCUACCAUAACCAAGAUGGAGAGACCGCCUUCUUCAUGGGGCAGGGCCACGGAGCUCCCUCACCUCCAUUCACUUCUGCCCCCACUGCCUGGUGAGAGCUGUGUCCCCCCACCGAGGCCUGCCCCGAGGAUCCCGGGGGGGGGGCGUGGCUGACUGGACCCAGAGAACCCCAAAAGGUCACAGGCUGGGAGGAAGGAGGGCGGCCCCGCCGACCACCACUGCUGUUACAGCCCAUGCCCUGUGGGGGCGCUGUGGAGACGCUCCCGCACAGUUGAGCGGUCACAGCGUGGCGGUGGCUGUGGCCGUGGCCGUGGCUGUGGGCAUCCCCCCACCCCGUGCAGAUCCCUGUGUGUUCUAACUCCUGGUGAUGCAUAGUCCCCCGGCCCCCACCGCCCCCCUGGACUCAGAAGGAGCUCUCGCACCAUCCACGGGCUGCGCUGAAGUGAACGCAGUCCCCUGAGACCCUGACUUCUAGUUCACACUUCCUUUGCCUUAAAGCACAAAAAUGUUUCUUUGUCCACUUUUCAAACACCGGUCUGUGGUUGAGGCCGCCCGGUUGCCCCAGGAAGGACCCCAUCCGUCAAACAGGGACUUUAAUGCAGGGGUGGGAGGUGCUGAGGCUUUGGCCAGGGUGUUAGGGCAUCCUGGAGACGCACCCUCUGUCGGCUGAAGGGACCCAGGAGCCCGGCCACUUAUGGGGCUGACGCUACAGAAGGAGCGAUGGGAGCACCCCCCCCCAUCAGAGAUGGGAGAGGACACCCGGCCGCUGCACCCCCGGCUUCCCACCGACGGCCCCUGCAGCUGAGCCUCCCAGAAGCUACGACUCGGGGAAUCUCAAGACCGGGACCGUGGGCGCCUCUCAGCCCAGCAGGGAGAACGGAGGCAGGAAAGGGUCUGGGCGCCGACCUGGGGCCGGCAGCCAGAGGGACUCUUCUCCAGCACAGGCGACCCCCUCACCCCCCGGGGUCCCGCCGUGCGGUGCCCGUGAUGAAAUCAGGCGUGAGUCUGCAAGCGGGAGGGAAGAAGGUGCACGGCCACGAAACCUCCUCUCCCCACCUGCUUGGGAAAGUGCCCAUUCUGGGAAGAAGGAGGAAGAAGGGGAGAGAGGAAGGAAAGGAGGGAGACAUAGGCUUAGAAUUACAAUCCCACUACAUCCUUUAAAUAACCCUCAGUAGUGCUGAGAACUUCUGUGCCCAUUUUACAGAUGGGGAAACGGAGCCUCGGAGGACUGAAAUGACUUGGCACAAGGCGCACACUUUUUUUUGUGCCCGGGGGCAGGUCUAGGGGUUCAUACUCAGAUCUGCUCGACCCCAAGCCGGUGUCCCCUCCACUCUGCCUGGCUGCCUAGAAUUUUUUUUUCUUUUUAAACAAUUUUUUUUCUUUUUUUUUCAUGUUCAAAUGGCAAAGACACAAACAAACAGAAUUUGCUGAAACUUAAUAGCAGACCCGCCUCUUCCAUCAAUUCAGUUGUAAAUCGGCUCUGCAGCGAAUUCAGAAAAAGCCCAUGUUGUUUGUUUAAGACAGUUCAUUGGUGAUAACCCACCGGGGCUCCUGGAGAGGCUGUUGAUACGCAGACGUUUCUGAUGAAAAGCAGUGAACGCACAGAGGCUUUUUCCCUUCCCUCUGCUCUUGAACUGAUCGUGUACAUCAAUUUAGUUCUAAUAAAAACGUUCAUGGCUUCA